UUUCGCUGGCACUCCACCCACCACCACCCACAAAUGAUAAAAUUUUGGUAACGUAAAGGCCGGGGGCUAGUGAUGAUAGGCGUUUUUAUGCGGAGUCAGUUGGAAAAUAAACAGUAUCAGACACAGGUUAACAAAUUUUAUCCUGUUGGCAUUUAUCAUCACUAACUGCACAGUGGGGAAAUAAGUUUGAAUUGUACACCAAGAAAAUUAUGUAAGUUUUUUCUAGUUAAGAAACUGUUUUGCUUCAAACGUUUAUGGUGCAGUUUCUAAGCGUAACAAAGGAAACAGUUUUUGAAAAUUAAACGCAAACUAUUGAAAACAAACAAGAAAAAGUGAUGCGAUUCACUACAGCAGCGAUAGCCUUGAUAGCCUUCAUAGUGAUAUUCUCGAUAUUCGUGGCGAAUGUUGCAAAUUUGGUUGGAAUUGAUAGCAAGCUGAGUAAGCGGUUAGAUGCCGCAUACAGCGAGGGUAAGCAUCGCUGGCAGAUGGAUCAUCACCAGUGGACAGGAAAACAACUCAAGCUUGACGAUAGUCCGAAACAUUUGAUGUGGUUUCUUCAGAUUUCUGAUAUCCAUAUAAGUCUCUAUCAGGAUCCCACCCGCGUACCGCAUUUAGUCGAGUUCUGCAAUCAAACAGUUGACAUAAUCCGACCUACGAUUGUGCUUGCUUCGGGUGAUUUGACGGAUGCAAAAACAUCGGACUUUCUCGGAUCCCAACAGCAUGAAGAUGAGUGGCGUUGGUAUAGGGAUGUUCUACGUGAUACGAAUGUUCUGAAUAAAACCACCUGGUUAGAUAUUCGGGGCAACCAUGAUAACUUUAACGUCCCGGCUCUGCAAACAAAGCAUGAUUUGUUCACUAACUAUUCCGUGCAGGGUAAAAAUCAUCCGCGUUCCUACAUGCAUCAAGUGACGGUAGGAGGCGAUCGUUAUAGUUUUAUUGCUGUGGACGCCUGUCUAGAACCAGGCCCGAAAAGGCCAUUCAAUUUUGUUGGCAUGCUUUCAAUGAACGAAACAGAGCACAUUAUCAGUUUGGCUGAAAAAUCAAGAGAAAUGGAUACCAACUAUACGAUUUGGUUCGGCCAUUAUCCUACCUCGUGCAUUUUGACACCCGGCUUAGGAACCAGUGGGGUUCGAAAUCUGAUCGGAAAAUAUCAGGAAGGAUACGCCUAUCUUUGUGGUCAUUUCCACAAAUUGGGGGGAGCAGUUCCCCAGAUGUACACGAUGCAGCAGGAAGGAUUUCUCGAGUUGGAGCUCGGUGACUGGAUGAAAAAUAGAAUGUAUCGGUUGGCAGCUUUCGAUCACGGUUUGUUCUCUUUUGUUGAUUUGCAACACAACCAAUGGCCGGUAAUAUUAAUAACGAACCCAAAAAAUGCCCUUUUCAAUAUACCGGGCAAAGAGGGUUCACUAGUCCAGCUGGAAUCUAGUCACAUUCGGUUGCUAGCAUUUUCACCAGCGAAGAUUUCCGAGUGUCAAGUUAAGGUGGAUCAGCAAGAAUGGAUUGACUGUACCCGAGUUAGUAAGGAAUUGUUUGUGGUGCCAUGGAUGCCCUCGCGGUACGACCAAGGAAUGCACCAACUUUCGGUGUUCGUGCGAGACGUUGAUGGUCGAUAUCGAGUGCUGGAACAGGAGUUCACUUUGGAUGGUUCUAGGAAAAAAUUCAGCCUUCUGGCACGGUUUGUGCUGAUGUACGACACGAACAAAAUAUUUCAGGCAUUUUUCAGUGUGGCACUGAUUUGCUGUUUGCUACCGCUGUGUGUUUUCCGUAUUUGGCAUAUGCUUGUGAGGUAUGGUGCUGUGCCACGCCCACGGAUUCGAAGCUAUUGUUGCCGUGGCUGGAUCCGUAAGAUGUGGAUAUUGUCAACGGUCGAUCGUCUGGUGUUUCCAAUCGUAGGCUACUGUCUGUAUCUGACUUGCGGUCCCUGGUCUUUCGGCGAGAUUAUUGACGGCCACAUGGGCAUUGUAUUUGUAUGGGGCAUAUUCGUGAACGGAGCCUUUCUACCGGGAACUCUUACCUACUUGUACGGAUUUUUCCAGUUGGCGUUCUGUCAACUCCCACUGAUCGUUAUUUUUGCUAGUAAUUCACAAAAAAGAUUUUACCGAGGACCGUCAAGUGGGGAGAAAAAACUGAACUUCCUGGCAGCCAGCUGGCAGAAUCUUCCCUUCAUACUCAUCAUGACGGUUGAACUACUGUUGGCGCUGAUUUUCUGGAACGCGUACGGAACUUUAGCGUUCAUGAUUACACCGCUACGAACGUGGUCAAUUUUGCUGAACUUGCUGCUGUGGUAUCAAUCGAAAAACCUUCCAAUGAAGUGUCUUCGAUCGGCCGCUGCCGUCUGGUCCCCACCACCGGAACCGAAGUCAAAUCUCGCCCAGUAAGCUUCUGGUUUUGAAAUGUGACGACUAAACUUUAACCAAAAACAUAUCAGGAAUUGAGUGUUUUUUGCCUUUUUCUGAAUUCACGAAAAACUGUCAUAGAAAAAUUUAUAUUUAUUAUUGUUAUCAAUAAUUUCUACUACAGAUUAUGAUUAUCGACUGAGCAAAGCUAGACAAAUCUUGACUAUACAAAUUUAGUGCUGUUAGUUAGUUUAUCGACCAAUUUUAUUUAAAAUAACUGUUAUCGGUGAUUUGUUCUCAACAAAAUUUUACACCUGGACAAAGUAAGUUUUGUUAAUCCAUCUAACUAGUUAACAUGCGGGUGCUGCUGGCCCACACACAAAUGAGUACUGUUUCGUUGUUUGUUGUUGUUAACAUGCGUUUUCGUAUAAUAUCGGUCGCUACCACCGAAUUGAUAAUAUAUAUAUAUAUACCUGUACAAUGUAGUGCUAUACACACAGUGCACCCGCUAGGUUCCAUCCAAAGUGGUUGAGAUUCAGAACUGUAUAUGAGAUUUGCUACUACUCUAGCAAUAAUCGCAAUCAGAAGGUUAAUUCAUUAGAGAAAAUACAUACACUCUAGUAGAUUUCGUAUGCUGAAAACGGCUAGCAUUUUCGCUUAACUCUAGAAACAUAGUUGUUUAAAUACAUGUUAUUGUGUAAUAUGAGUGAUUAUGAAAGAAAACGAAGUAUUUGUCUAACAAUAGCCUUGUGAUAAUAAAAGUAAUAUCGGCUGAAUAAAUAGUCUAUUCUGUGA
This is a messenger RNA of Malaya genurostris, 3128 nucleotides long. Its product is annotated as transmembrane protein 62-like. Gene Ontology annotation, molecular function: hydrolase activity. The transcript is spliced from 4 exons. NCBI's taxonomy places the organism in Eukaryota, Metazoa, Arthropoda, Insecta, Diptera, Culicidae. The coding region runs from base 336 to 2375 and encodes 679 amino acids. The record is from RefSeq and is a predicted model, not a curated record.